GGCAAAUCCAGCUAGGAGACGGUCUGCCUCUGUUGCAGAAGACACGUUUUGGAUGGGUAGUUUCUGGAGGAGGUUGCACCCCGGGAAACCCUCGCUUGGCCGCAUCAUUGGAUGCCUGCACUGCGCCUAUCGUUCAGGCCACUAAGGAGGAGCUCGAUUGCGAGGCCCACUUCGUCAUGCACCACGUCCGCCUUGAAUCAGGUGCCUAUUCCGUUCGCCUGCCAAUCAAGCACAGUGUGGAUCUGUUAGGGGAAUCCUACGCACAGGCUUUGCGGCGGUUCCAUUCACUUGAGCGCAAGCUGGAUCGUCAUCCGAAUUUAAGGACCCAAUAUUCGUCUUUCAUCAAGGAAUACUUGGAUCUGGGUCACAUGUCUCUGGUGCCUCAGGAAUUGCGAGGUAAGUGCCAGUAUUUCCUUCCCCACCACUGCGUCCUGAAGGAAGAAAGUUCCACCACUAAGCUGAGAGUUGUGUUCGAUGGUUCAGCUGCUACGGCUUCCGGCUAUUCCCUCAAUGAUGUCCUGAUGUCCGGCCCCGUGAUUCAGCCUAAGCUUUUUCAUACAUUGCUUCGGUUUCGGUCCCACCUUGUAGCUUUGACUGGGGACAUUUGCAAGAUGUACCGCUGCCUCAGUGCUCACAAUCUUUCCCAGCAUCUUUUGCAUCCGCUGGCUGUUCAGAAGCUGUUAUAUGGUGAAGUCGAUCGAAUGCUGGAACUGGGGGUUGAAGAAGAAUCAGACAGCGCCUGGUGCUCUCCAGUGGUUCUGGUGCAAAAACCUGCUCAAUACAGCUGUUUUGCAAAUUCUUAUGCCUAUCCCUUUCACCACUCUAACAAGGGUUCAAUGAACCUAUGGGGAGCUAUGCUCUGUCACUCCUUCUCCUCGGUGAUUCUCCAUCGCGUGUUAUAG
Messenger RNA from Drosophila ananassae, 902 nucleotides. RefSeq lists its product as uncharacterized. Bases 177 to 902 code for a protein of 241 amino acids. NCBI's taxonomy places the organism in Eukaryota, Metazoa, Arthropoda, Insecta, Diptera, Drosophilidae. The transcript is spliced from 5 exons. The record is from RefSeq and is a predicted model, not a curated record.